CAGUGACAUUGGUUUGUUGUGAGUUUUGCGCGGAUAUUCUGAGCAUAAACGACGCCAGCGGACGGAUUCGUUCAAUAUAGACGACAACGUUGACUAUUUGCUGAAAUAUUAUUAUUCAAACUGCUCCGUUUCGCUAGCGACCUUGCUAGGCCGUGCAUUUUAGCAACCAAAGUUUUAAUAAACUGAACGAGUGUAAGUGUUUUUACAUAGCGUGUGGGGAAUUAUAGCUCGCCUGCAUUGUUCCACAACAGUAACGCCAGGAAGAGGGAUGCCGUACGUCGUGGUCGAAACGGUGAACACCUCGGGCAACAAGGACCUGCUGGCGGCACCGCAGUCAUGGUUGGUAAACAAAACCCAAGCGGUGGGAUAUCUGCAUUGGCCCGGUAGCAGCAGUAGGGAAACUCUGAGAGCACUGCUGGCAAACGAUCGAACACUUCCCCGGCCGGAGUGGGAAAGGCGGGUGUGUAAAAUCCUGUACCGGAAUAUGCCGUCGUUAGCGUCGGCGGAAAAGGUGAUACAAACAACGCACCUGCGGAAUAAAAUCCUAGCUCGUGCAGCAAGUAACAGUAGCAACAUCCUCAGUGUCACAAGGGGAGAGAAUAUUCCAGUACGAAGCUAUUCCGCAGCCAAAGUCACUCCAAGGCCUGCUCAGCAAAGGCAGCAGAGCGCGAAUGAGCCGCAACUGUACGGUAAUGUGGUGCCCAAGGAGGAAGAUGAAGAGAUGGAGGAGGAGGAUCCGUUUGGUGAUGUUGCUCCUGCUGCAGCACACUUGCCAAACGAACCAGCAAUUCUCGACAUUGAGGCUAAACGUUUGCAACACUCAAGCGAUGAGGAAGAAUACGAUCCCUUCGAAGAUGUGAGCCCGCUGGAGGACAAAUCGGACCUGACUGUCAUCGCGGUGGAGCAGUUGAGUGACGAGGCACAGCGUUUGUUCUCCUCGAUUGGCACAGAGCACGAUCAGGAGCAGGAGCAGGAGCAGCAAUCGGCGGUUGAAGACAAACUCAAUUUGCAAAUAAUGGACAUGAUACGCGAGCUGAAGUUUAUGAUGAUAAGCAACCAGAAGGAGAUCAGGAAAAUAGUGAGUGAAAGUAUGGGCAAAAUACACCGUACCGUUAAUCUGCUGCUUCACAAAAAAGUGGAUGAGGAUGCGGAAGAAGGCCCUCGACAUUUGUACGAAAGAGUCGACCCGGAAGAGUUCACUUUCGACCCACUAACUACCGUCGAGCAGGUGGAAAAGUUUGACGAACAAUUAAGGGAAGACAAGUACCGCAAGGAGAUUUACGGUUGGGUUGAGUCGAACGUCGGUUACGAGAGCAGCUCCGAGCAUAGGAUGCACACAAUGCUGGAUCUAAUAUUCGACCGACAGCUGUUUGCCAAGUUUAGUUGGUCGGGCUUGAACAAAAAAUACCCAAUGCAGGUGUUUCGUAACAUAGUGCAGCUGUUCGAGUACAUUGGCUCCUCCAGCGUGCAGCGUAUAAAGCGGGAAGAGGUGAAGCAAUUCUUAAUGAAAAAGCUGAAACAAGCCGACAGUAGGAAAAAUAAAACGUUCAUUCGCAAAUCUGUACCGCAUCAGCGAAGAAAGUUUGAGGAGAGAGAAUGGGUUCAAAGCAGGGCAAGCAAGGUGAAGAGACGAGCAACCGAAACCAAGCCAUCAUCAACACCAAGCGGGAAAAUGAGCGGGGAUGAGGAACGAGCAGCUGCCCGAAGUGUCGAAGAACAGCCUAAUGUAACCGAAAAACAAAAAGAUGAUGAAGUACAGCAGCAACGCAAGCAAAGUGUUUCUGCACCAAGCUUACCAGGUGUGGGCCGUAUUAGGGUCACAAAGCCUGCGGCACAAGUGAAGGAUGAUAAGCUCAUGAAUACAAACGACGGCAAAAAAGGAGAGCUGAGCCAACCAAAGGCAAGUACGUCCCAGCAGCUACCACCGGCUGCCGAAAGCGUACCAGAGAUUCACAUCAAUCCCAUCAAAUCUUUGGCACAAAUGAAAGGAUUUGAAAUUACUCUGAACGACGAGAAACGGAAACUGCAAGUCGAGCGAUGGGUGGACAGAACGGUUGGCUCUAUCGCAGACAUUAGCCAGCGCAUGAAGCAACUGUUGGAGCGUUUGAUUGAUAAAAACUUCUUGCUCAACUUUAGUUGGAGGAACGGCGGUGACAAACGAUCGUUGGCGGAGUUCAAAAACUUUGUCCGACUGUUUGAGUACGCUAGCAGAACCAAACUGCACAACACUGUCAUAUACAAUCAUGGUAUUGUUUCUAGCUUCUUUAUCCGGACGUUAGAUCAUGUUUCUUAGAACUAAGCCUUUAGGAAAAACAAUAUGAAUGGCAAAUCUUAAUAAAAACAAAAUGUUUUAUAUAUAUUUAGGGAUCAAAA
Molecule: messenger RNA, 2373 nt
Organism: Anopheles merus
Lineage: Eukaryota; Metazoa; Arthropoda; Insecta; Diptera; Culicidae
Exons: 2
Coding region: 269-2293 (674 amino acids)
Source: RefSeq, a predicted model, not a curated record